AUGGAAGUGCCUGUUUAUAUGGAUACCAUAUUGAUCCCUUUGAGUCUUUUCAUUACGCUAGGUUACCAUGCCUAUCUCUGUCACACCAUCAAGAACAAACCUUCACAUACAAGUUAUGGAAUCAAUAAGCUAAGGAGGACAGCUUGGGGUCUCAACUUAAAUCAGGGUGAUGAUAAGAAGGCUAUGCUGAUUGUGCAAAGCAUGAGGAACACUCUUAUGGCCACCAUAUUCACAGCUUCAAUAACCAUUCUUGUUAACAUAGCUUUGGCAGCUCUAACCAACAACUCCUACAAUGCAAGCCAUUAUCUCUUUAGCAGUGAAUUUUUUGGCUCAAAGUCAGAUAAAGUCUUUGUUUUGAAGUAUGGCUCUGCAUCAGUUUGCUUGGUGAUUAGCUUCUUAUGCAGUUCUAUGGCCAUAGGAUUUCUGAUUGAUGCCAAUUUUCUAAUGAAUGCUUAUGGGGACUUCUUGUCUGGGGAUUAUACACAAAGUAUAUUAGAAAGAGGGUUCACAUUAGCUCUUAUUGGCAAUAGGGUGUUCAUAAUUGCUCUUCCUAUGAUGCUAUGGAUGGUGGGUCCAGUGCCAGUGUUUUUAUCCUCCUUGGCGUUGGUUUGUGUGUUGCGUGAGUUUGAUUUUGUAUGUAAAUUCCCACAAAGCCAUAAACAAUGUAUCAAUGUAAAAUAG
This is a messenger RNA of Gastrolobium bilobum, 681 nucleotides long. RefSeq lists its product as uncharacterized. The record is from RefSeq and is a predicted model, not a curated record. The transcript has 2 exons. Lineage: Eukaryota; Viridiplantae; Streptophyta; Magnoliopsida; Fabales; Fabaceae. The coding region runs from base 1 to 681 and encodes 226 amino acids.